Molecule: messenger RNA, 766 nt
Organism: Perkinsus marinus ATCC 50983
Lineage: Eukaryota; Perkinsozoa; Perkinsida; Perkinsidae
Exons: 9
Coding region: 17-766 (249 amino acids)
Source: RefSeq, a predicted model, not a curated record
AGUUUUGUUUUCCACUAUGAACACUAUCAGCAGUACUACACAAAAACUCGACAUCAACGGAGUGCAUUCCUCUAAAGAUUCACUAGAACCCAUUCGAGCGAAUGCUGAUCUUUGCGCUUACUGUUUCGACGUACUGCGGGCCUACUAUAAAUCACAACACCGAUGGAGGAAAAACGUCGAAGUUGAUUUACCGGAUAUGCCUGAGAGUCUUCACCCUGACGUUACAACUGAUGGAAUUUUCGUCACCUGGGAUAAGCGGAGCUCAUCUAAGUCGUCUUCGCUGAGUGCGAAGAGCGAGUAUCAAACUCUACGAGGAUGUAUAGGAUUCCUUUUGCCGAUUAAACUAGGGCAGCUGAAGAGAUACGCAAUAGUGUCAUCUCAAGAAGAUAGGCGUUUUAGGCCCAUAGCCCAAUCUGAGAUGAAGGACCUCAUGUGUACUGUGAGUGUUCUCCAUACCUUCGAAGACCUUGGUGAAGAGAUCUAUAACUGGAAGUGUGAUGGUACCCACGGUAUCGUCGUGAAAUUCGUACUCCCGGGAGAGGCUCGAACUCGAAGUGCGACGUUUUUACCCAAUGUUAUGCCGGAACAACACUGGGAUCAAAAACAGGCGAUUAUGAGAGCUAUUGUGAAGGGUGGAGGAUCUUCUCGAGAUGGACAUCAUCCGGAAUCUUUGCAAACAACAGUGCAACGCUAUCAAUCUUCGAAGUUUUCUCUUACGUUCGAAGAGUAUGAAAUGAUGCGUGGCAAAACAGCAGUGUCUUCGUGA